This is a messenger RNA of Ornithorhynchus anatinus (platypus), 1172 nucleotides long. RefSeq names its product formyl peptide receptor 2-like. The coding region runs from base 144 to 1172 and encodes 342 amino acids. The transcript has 2 exons. Gene Ontology annotation, biological process: inflammatory response; phospholipase C-activating G protein-coupled receptor signaling pathway; complement receptor mediated signaling pathway. The record is from RefSeq and is a predicted model, not a curated record. NCBI's taxonomy places the organism in Eukaryota, Metazoa, Chordata, Mammalia, Monotremata, Ornithorhynchidae. Gene Ontology annotation, cellular component: plasma membrane. Gene Ontology annotation, molecular function: N-formyl peptide receptor activity; complement receptor activity.
GGAACAAACCCCCUGUGUGGUGUGAUCUCUCACAGGGUGGGAACCCCUUGCUCAGCAUCUCAGCUGCUUGAGGUCUGAUGGUCCCCUAAGGCAACCCUGGUCCUGCUAGCAAGGACAAGCUGAGAGAGAGACAGAGGAGGAGCAUGGCAUCAGAUUCACCCCUGAGACUCCCAGCCACCAGCCCACCAUCUGGGGAGGACAAGCCCUCCGACUUCCUGUUGACAGCCCAGGCCACCAUCAACAUCUUCACCGUCCUCUUCAUCUUCAUUACCUUCUUCGCAGGCGUGUGUGGCAACGGGUUGGUCAUCUGGGUGGCCGGCUUCCGCCUGCCCCUCACGGUCAACCGCAUCUGGUACCUCAACCUGGCCGUGGCCGAUUUGGCCUUCACCUUGUCCCUGCCGGUUCUGGCGGUGGUUUUGGCCCUGAGCCACCAGUGGGUCACCUGCAAGGUCAUCGCGGUCGUGCUGGUGCUCAACCUCUUCGCCAGCAUCUUCCAGCUGAGUCUCAUCUCUGUGGACCGCUGCGUGUGCGUGUACUGGCCCCUGUGGGCCCGCCGACACCGCACCCCUUGGCGGGCAGGGCUGGGGGUUGGGGCCGUCUGGCUUCUGGCCCUGGCCUGCGUGGUCCCGAACGUGCUGUUCUUGGACUGGUUGGCCAUCCAGGGCUCGGCCAACGCCAGAUGCUACAAAAUCUUUGACUCCUGGAACCAGACCCGUGGCGAUGGGGAGCGGGGGCAGCAAUUGGCCAGGAGUCAGGCUUUGGCCUUCCGGGCUGGCCACUUCACCUUCACCUUCCUGCUGCCCCUGGCCCUCAUUGGGGGCUGCUCCGGCCUCAUCGCCUUCAAGCUGCGGAGGAAGCAGGAGCAGCCCGGUAGGCCCUUCCGCGUGCUGGCCUCCGUGGUGGCCGCCUUCUUCGUCUGCUGGUUCCCCUCCCACCUCCUGGGGCUGCUGCAGCUGGGGUCGGGGGACCGUGUGGGCUCGGAGCUGAGGUCCCCACUCUUCACCCUUCUGGGGCCGCUGACCUUGUGCUUGAUCUGCCUCAACAGCUGCUUGAACCCCCUUCUCUACGCUUUCCUGGGCCGGGACUUCCGGGACCAUCUGAUCCGCUCCCUGCCCACCGCCCUGGAGCGGGCCCUCAGCGAGGAGCCUGGCCUCCUCCACCCCAACUCCUAG